UUCCGUUGUCAGGUGGCGCUGCUAUGGAAAGAUGCGAUCAGAAAGCUGACGAAUGGAAGCUGUUCCCGAGUGGUCAUUUCGGUAAUAGUGGCUAAAACAAACAUUGCGCGAUAUCAACCCUCCAAAUACGGUCUCCUUUGGUUGGGGGCAACAAACUGCGUAUGCACCGAACAAAUACUUUUAAAGAAAUGUCCAUGCUGUAGCAUUACAACGCAGACUUUCCUCGGCGUUUUCAGCUCGAGAGCUCCAGCAUGUCUAAGCGGCGCUCAUUGGAGAGGGGGGCCGGAGAGACCUCAGGCAGGGCCAGCAAGCUCCUCUGUCCUGGAAUAGCUGGAAGCAACGCCAAGAGGGCAGGUCCCUUUGUCCUGGGGCCUCGUUUGGGGAACUCGCCCGUGCCAAGCAUCGUGCAGUGUCUGGCCAGGAAGGAUGGGACGGAUGACUUCUACCAGCUAAAGAUCCUGACGCUGGAGGAGCGGGGAGACGCGACCGGGGAGACCCAGGAGGAGAGGCAGGGGAAGAUGCUGCUGCACACCGAGUACUCCCUCCUCUCGCUGCUCCAUAACCAGGAUGGAGUGGUGCACCACCAUGGCCUGUUCCAGGACCGGGCGUACGAGAUUGUGGAGGACCCGGAGGCCAACAAUGGCAAGGUGCGCCGACUGAAGAAGCGCAUCUGCCUGGUGCUGGACUGCCUCUGUGCGCACGACUUCAGCGACAAGACUGCGGACCUCAUCAACCUGCAGCACUACGUCAUCAAGGAGAAGCGGCUGAGCGAGCGCGAGGCCAUCGUCAUCUUCUACGACGUGGUGCGUGUGGUGGAGGCCCUGCACAAGAAAAACAUUGUGCACCGAGACCUGAAGCUUGGAAACAUGGUGCUGAACAAACGAACUCAUCGGAUUACCAUCACCAACUUCUGCCUGGGCAAGCACCUGGUGAGUGAGGACGACCUGCUGAAGGACCAGCGAGGAAGUCCAGCCUACAUCAGUCCUGACGUACUGAGUGGCCGGCCAUACCAUGGAAAGCCCAGUGACAUGUGGGCCCUUGGCGUGGUGCUGUUCACCAUGCUCUACGGCCAGUUCCCCUUCUACGACAGCAUACCUCAGGAGCUAUUCCGCAAGAUCAAGGCUGCAGAGUACUCCAUCCCAGAGGACGGGCGUGUGUCGGAGAACACUGUGGGUCUGAUACGGAAGCUGCUGGUGCUAGACCCCCAGCAGAGGCUGACUGCUGCCGAGGUCCUGGAGUCUCUCAGCGGCAUUAUUGCCUCAUGGCAGUCGGUAUCCUCUUUGACCGGUCCUCUUCAGGUUGUACCGGACAUCGAUGACCAGGUCAGCCACCCAGAGCAUCUCCAGGAGGUGAAAAUGACGGAGGAGUCGUCACAGUACGAGUUUGAGAACUACAUGCGCCAGCAGCUGCUGCUGGCCGAGGAGAAGAACACUAUUCACGAGGCCAAGGCCAGUUUCCUCGCCAAGCGCCAGUUCAGCGCCAUCCCGCCCGUGCGGCGCCUGGGCCACGAUGCCACACCCGUCAGCCCUCUGGACGCAGCCAUCCUGGCCCAGCGCUUCCUCCGGAAGUAGCCCCUUCACCCAUCACCUUGCCCUCUGGGGGACAAGUGGGGUGGGGGACAAGGGUUGGGUCGGGAAGGUACCUUGAAACUAGUAUCUAUGGGAGCUUAGCCCGACCCUCCCUUGGGUAGAGGGAUCCCUAGCUGUGGAGAGUUAGGUAGGUGGAGUGGGAACAGACGGGGGGGGCAGAACUGAUCACUCACCUGACAACCUCUCAUAGUUUUCACACUUCAAGUCUGGGUGUCGGUGGUGUGCACAGGAAUGACAUGUCUGGAGAAUCUGAAGAUCUCAACCAAAGGCUCCCACUGAACCCACCCCUCAGCCAGCUAUGGGCACACAUGGGCUCAGCCAGCCAGCUAUGGGCACACAUGGGCUCAGCCAGCCAGCUAUGGGCACAUAUGGGCUCAGCCAGCCAGCUAUGGGCACAUAUGGGCUCAGCCAGCCAGCUAUGGGCACAUAUGGGCUCAGCCAGCCAGCUAUGGGCACAUAUGGGCUCAGCCAGCCAGCUAUGGGCACAUAUGGGCUCAGCCAGCCAGCUAUGGGCACAUAUGGGCUCGUACAGGCCAGGGGGAUACCAGACACGCGUGUGUGUUUGGACAUGGAAAAGCCCCCCCUAUAUAUUUCUCUCUGCUGAGACCUGGCCAUCGCCCUCCUACCUACCCCCAUUUAUUCUUGAAAACCCUGAGCAAUACAGGGCCAGAAGAACCAUGUAGCAACCUUCCUCUAACCUCCCUCUCCUCAACUCUCCAAACUAAGAUCACUUGAUCAUGGAUGUAAUUCACUCUCUUUAGUUUCCUCAUAACCAAAAUUAUCUGGACUAGUCCCGUCUCUAAGCUGAAGACUUCAAAUCUACCUCUCUCAAUCUUUACUUUUAUUUUUUUGUGUGCAUUUUAAACCAUGUCCACCAUUCUCGGAAAACAAGGAAUUGUCGGGGUAGUGUUGUCACCAUAGACAGAAAGCAUUACUAUGUUUUGGUGCAUAAUGGUUUGGAAUGUGGAAUAUGAAUAAGCUUUUUCCCUUAUGACUAAUAAGUAGCAUUUUAACCUAUCUAUUCUACAUUGAAAAUGCUAACUAUCAAAGGGUGGCCAAAUCGACUACUUCUGUCUUUAAGUCUAGCAGAUUAUAUUGUUUUCUUGCUUUCGCUCUCACCCCCAUUUGUUUUGCAUUUAGGUGUCAAGUACCUGGAAGAGCUGGAUGGGGUGACGUUUAUUAGAUGUUUAAUGUUGAUCCUCUCCCGUUAUUGCUCUUCUAAUUGGCAUCUUUGGUUAAUAAUCACGACGUGGACACUAUCAUUUUUGGGGGGGGUGAAAUCAUGGCCCGUCUUAACUGAUUGUUAGCCAAGGAAAUGAUACCUCCCCCUCGUUCACCACUGAACAACUUCCAGGUAUUCAACUUCCCGUUUUAUCCUGUGACAUCUUCAUUGUGAGACAGGUAUUGGGCAUGAAUUUGAGUGACUGGUAAUGCCAAUGAUUGUCAUUGUGUAGAUAAGUGUGAUUUGGGCCAGGGGUGUAUUAGACUAAGCCAGGGCCUUUUCAGUGGUAGGUGCCGACUAGAGCCACGUUAUUGAAGCCCAGUGAGUCAGUGCAGAUCCUUAAACUAACCAUCCUUCCCAAUCUGUUUAUCUUGCCUGCCUCAGUUGCUCGCACACACUGAGAACAUACAGGCUUUUUUUAAGACUGGCUGGACUGCAUGUGUCCGCUAUGAAAGAUGGGCAUCCCUCAUUUUGCCCCGGUCUUAGUCGUGAAUGCUCUAGUGCGUAGCCAAGUUUAAAAUCAAACAAAACCGUGAUGAUCAUAGUAGCUCUCCCUUUUAGCUGUUGUAAGUUAUAUUGUAGUAGCUGAGCAUGAAAGACUUACUAUGGUGUUGAUAGUGGUAAUUGAAUAGUGUAAUAUUUCAUAGAGAAACCGUGAGGUUGUCUGUAGCGUUAUGCACAUUCUCAAGCCUCCCUCUGCUGGCGGUGCCGUAGUGGUGCCAAACGUCGUGAUCAAUCCAAUCAUUCUGCAGUACACUCGUCUAAAGUACACUAGUGUCCUUGAUAAACGAUGACAUUGCAAAAGUAGGAAGAUAUUUAGUACGAAAAAUGUUUGCCAUUAUGUCGGCAAAUUUACUUUAGACAGAUGGCAAUGUUGUCAUUUGUUAGCAAAGUUUGUCAAAUAGCUGCCAAUGUUGCUAAGCUACUAACUCGUGAACAAUAUUAGUCAUCUGUUCACAUAAGCUUGCCCAUCUUUAUGGGUAUUCGCAUUGCUUAGACCUUCACCCUAUUUAUAUCCAAAUUGAUCACGAGUAGAAACUUGAGUCAGUUUUGUCCUAUUUCAUUGUAUAUUGUCUUUUUCCUCAAUUUCAUGUAUGUUAAUUUUGUUAUUUAUUCACUGUCCAUUUUCAGGCAUCAAAUCUAUUUUCCAUUUUUAGCUUUAAGCAAGAAGUGUUCUGGUUUCAUUUGUUUCUCCAAACAUUCAAACUUGAGCCGCCAUUGCAGUUUUUUCUCUCCAUCAGCCAUGUUCAUUAAAGAUCUCUUUUUAUAUUUUCUUUUACCAUUGCCACACACUCGUGGUCGAUUUAAGCUACACUAAUAAUGAGACUGACUCUGCAUAGUUCUAUUUUUUACACAAAUAAUCGUGCAUUAUGAUGAUUUAUUGUAGUGAUCUGUUUAUUACCCGGAUCCCAGUUCUGUUUGUGCAGACUUGCCAACUCCUGUUUCCUUGACAAUGACCAGCACAAAUCGAUCUGGGACCAGGCCAACUGUUUAUCGCCCCAUACCAGACUUUUGGUCAGUAUGUAAAUAUAAUACCAUCAUUACAGGGACAACACCAGUAGAGCGUCCAUCUAGUGGAACGAUACCAGCUCUGAUCAGGAGUACAUUCAGUAAGGUGAUAUGUUGCAGAUAGGAAUGUGUUGAAUAGAACUGACAUGAGUCCAAAUUCAACAUGACAGGAAAUCAGAUCUUCAUCUGAACGUUUUGUAACGUUGCACACUCUUGAACAGCCCCGCUUUAACACAAAUUCUAUAUAGACAUGCAUUAGAGGCAAUGCUAGCCACCACCUUUUGAGAAAAAUAAAUAAAUACAUGUAAUGAGAUUUUGAGAUGUUAGCUUUUUUCCCACCUCAAUGUGAAUUUCUGGGUAUAAAAGCAGUAUUGUAGUUGAUAGUGUGUCAGUAGUUCAUGAGAAAAUGGUAUUUUGUGAACUCCACAGCCCUUGCUGAAGUUGAAGGCAAAUUUGUGAUCCCGUCUUACUUGAGGGUGACCAUAACCCACUAUUGGAUAUAAAUAUGCAGGUUUAUUAGGUAAGACCCUUGAUAGUAAUGUAUUAUCUGAAGCAUUAUCAAGAUAGUGUUCACAUUUGGCUGUUGGACUUGUCCCAUUUGUCUAUGAAAGUUGUCCCCUUCAUAGAUGUUCUGUGGACUGAAAGCACCAUACGAAGCAUGAUCUUGAGCUCUUUGUAAAAUGUGAUUUUGCAUGAUUUUUAUUUUUUACUUGCAAGGUGGUCCCACAAUUAUAAUUGCCUGAAAUCAACCAACCAGGAAGAAUUGGGAAUUUGAGUCUUACAGAAAAACCUAAUGUUUUUCAUAAUACAACCGAUUUUUCAUUUAAUGAACAUUCAACUUAAGUUUUCAUUUUUACUAUAAUUCAAAAAAUAUGGGAAAAAUCUCAGUUUAACAAUGUAUUUGAUUUGCUGAAUAUUACAACUGGAAAAUAGAUGGUGUAUGAUGUGAUGGUAAAAAAUGGUUGAAAACCAGCAGGAUUUGUUGUAAGCUGCUUUGUUGGAUAUGAGCAUCUAAUACAAAAACCUGGCUAAUUGUACAGAGAUGAGAAAAAAGUUUGUAUAAAAGACAUAUUUUUGUACUUCAUCAAAUCUCUACAUGCAUGUCGGCAAUAAACUUUGAUAUGGAGAAGUAA
Molecule: messenger RNA, 5453 nt
Organism: Oncorhynchus tshawytscha (Chinook salmon)
Lineage: Eukaryota; Metazoa; Chordata; Actinopteri; Salmoniformes; Salmonidae
Product: serine/threonine-protein kinase 40
Exons: 11
Coding region: 252-1571 (439 amino acids)
Biological process (GO): protein phosphorylation
Molecular function (GO): protein kinase activity; ATP binding
Source: RefSeq, a predicted model, not a curated record